UUCUCAGUGCAGCCUCUGGCCAUGGCUUCUCUACGCAGUGCCACCCCCAAACUGAGGAACUACUUCAGGGACAACUACAUUCCUCAGAUCUGCGAGGCACUGUUGUGUGGUUUACUUGUGACAUGCCCUGAGGAUCCACUGAGGUAUUUAGAGCAAAUGAUCACAAUUAUCAUUCAAAAUGGCCUGGAAAACCUUCUUUGGGACAUGUGCAUUGAUCCAUCACUGAAACCAAAAAUUCGAAGACUUUCUGAAACUUACUUGGAACAACUUUUUGGACUGGAUGACCAGCUGGUGACUCCAGAGUUGAUGAUAAAAGCAUGUACAUUUUACACUGGACAUUUAGUAAAGAGCCAUUUUGGUGGUUGGAGGGAAGUCGCAAUACCUCGUGCAAAUCAGGAGGCGAUCCUGGCUGAAAAAAUGAACAGAGCAAUAACACAUUACAACUUUAAAUGUCAAAAAUUAUUUUUUAGUCACUGGUUCUCUUAUGUGGAAAAAAAUCGAGAAAGGCUUGUAGCUUCACUGUUUCGGUUGCGACAGAUGUUCUGUCUCCAAAGGCAAAGACUUAUCCUAGCCAAAUGGAAGGAGAAAGCCAGACACAAGAGUAAAACAAGAGAAGACGACUUGAUUUUAAAACAUGAACUUCAGUUGAGGAAAUGGAAGUACAGGCUGAAAUCCAAAGUAGCUGAGGAAAAACCCCUUAGCCCUGAGCGGAGUUCCUCUGACACUGUUGUUACAGUUGUGCCUGUAGAAUUUGACAUCUCAGCUUUACCAGAACGAGCAAUAAUGCAGAUUUUCUCAUACCUCAGUUUUAGAGAUACGAUCACGUGUGGUCAAGUCAACCGCUCCUGGAUGGCAAUGACACAGAGAGGCUUCUUGUGGAAUGCUAUUGAUUUUUCCACAUCAAAAAACAUUACAGGUAAAUUUGUAGUGACUACUUUGCAAAAGUGGCGUCUAACUGUGCUGCGCCUGAACUUUCGAGGCUGUCUCUUCCGAACAAAAACUUUGAGAGCUGUCAGCCACUGUAAAAAUCUGCAAGAGUUGAACGUCUCAGACUGCCAGUUCCUCACAGAUGAAUCAAUGAGACACAUUUCUGAAGGCUGUCCUGGGGUCCUGUAUCUCAAUCUAUCCAACACAACUAUCACUAACAGGACUAUGCGACUCCUGCCCAGGUACUUCCACAAUUUACAGAAUCUCAGUCUGGCUUACUGCCGAAAGUUCACGGACAAAGGCUUACAGUACCUGAACUUGGGGAAUGGAUGCCACAAGCUCAUCUAUCUGGACCUUUCCGGCUGCACCCAGAUCUCAGUGCAAGGCUUCAGGAACAUUGCAAACAGCUGCACAGGGAUCAUGCACUUGACCAUCAACGACAUGCCAACCCUGACUGACAACUGUGUAAAAGUUCUGGUUGAGAAGUGUCCCCGUAUUUCAACCGUGGUUUUCAUUGGCUCACCACACAUCUCUGACUGUGCUUUCAAAGCUCUUUCUUCCUGUAACCUCAAAAAGAUCCGAUUUGAAGGAAACAAAAGGAUUACUGAUGCAUGCUUCAAAUAUAUAGACAAGAAUUACCCAGGUAUCAAUCAUAUCUACAUGGUGGACUGCAGGGCACUAACAGACAGCAGCCUCAAGUCACUUUCUGUUUUGAAGCAAUUGACCGUGUUGAACUUGACCAAUUGCGUAAGGAUUAGUGACAUUGGCCUGAGGCAAUUUCUUGAUGGUCCUGCCAGUGUGAGGAUAAGGGAACUCAACUUGACUAACUGCAUGCUCCUGGGUGACUCCUCCAUUGUGAGACUGUCAGAGCGCUGCCCUAAUUUACACUAUUUGAGUUUACGAAAUUGUGAACAUUUGACUGACCUGGCAAUUGAAUAUAUUGCAAGCAUGCUAUCCUUGAUAUCAAUAGAUCUUUCUGGAACACCCAUCUCAAAUGAGGGCUUGACCAUACUUUCCAGACACAGGAAGCUGAGGGAACUGUCUCUGUCUGAGUGUACCAACAUCACUGACUUGGGAAUUCGGACAUACUGUAAAACCUCGCUGAACUUGGAACACUUGGAUAUCUCCUUCUGUCCCCAUCUGUCAGAUGACAUUAUAAAAACAGUAGCCAUUUUCUGCACUCAGAUCACGUCUCUCAACAUCGCAGGAUGUCCAAAGAUUACUGAUGGAGGAUUGGAGACAUUAUCUGCAAAGUGCCAUUAUCUGCACAUUUUGGAUAUCUCUGGCUGUAUCCUACUUACAGAUCAGAUCCUUCAGGACCUUCAAAUUGGCUGCAAGCAACUCCGGGUCCUCAAGAUGCGAUUCUGCAGGUCCAUUUCUGGGGCAGCAGCUCACAGGAUGUCCUCUGUGGUCCAGCAUCAGGAAUAUAGCUCCGACAACCCUCCACGUUGGUUUGGCUACGAUUCUGAAGGCAAUCCUCUUGCAGGGACUCACACUAGAAUACAUCUCAGAAAUUACACAGAACUGAUAGUCAAAGAGGCAUUCAGCAGUGACGAGGAAAAUCCAGACUCCAAACUCAAAUAAGAAAAACAAAAGUUCUGGGACUGACAGUGUUUCUUCACUUGAUGUUAAUAUUGUUAGUUGUUGGCUCCCAAUAACA
Messenger RNA from Phodopus roborovskii (desert hamster), 2587 nucleotides. It is a transcript of the gene Fbxl13, whose product is annotated as F-box and leucine rich repeat protein 13. The record is from RefSeq and is a predicted model, not a curated record. The transcript is spliced from 21 exons. Lineage: Eukaryota; Metazoa; Chordata; Mammalia; Rodentia; Cricetidae. Gene Ontology annotation, molecular function: protein binding. Gene Ontology annotation, biological process: SCF-dependent proteasomal ubiquitin-dependent protein catabolic process. Gene Ontology annotation, cellular component: SCF ubiquitin ligase complex. Bases 22 to 2511 code for a protein of 829 amino acids.